Uranotaenia lowii is the source of this 3620-nucleotide messenger RNA. RefSeq names its product nuclear pore complex protein Nup133 (gene Nup133). The transcript has 5 exons. The record is from RefSeq and is a predicted model, not a curated record. Gene Ontology annotation, cellular component: nuclear pore outer ring. Bases 300 to 3533 code for a protein of 1077 amino acids. Gene Ontology annotation, biological process: transcription-dependent tethering of RNA polymerase II gene DNA at nuclear periphery; poly(A)+ mRNA export from nucleus; protein import into nucleus. NCBI's taxonomy places the organism in Eukaryota, Metazoa, Arthropoda, Insecta, Diptera, Culicidae. Gene Ontology annotation, molecular function: structural constituent of nuclear pore; protein binding.
CGAAAAACAGUAACCUUUCCCGUUCGCGUCAAUCGCUUGGUGGUUCUCUGUUUUCAACUGGCGGCACACGAAAACAUUCGGCCGUCCUUCCCAGCGGACCACUGGGCCGGAAAGGGUCCGGUCGGUACAGUUUAUCAACUCGAUCAAACAUUUCAACUUUACAAGUGGUGGCCAAGUCGGAAUACAAUAUUCUAGAAUGUUAUGGUCUACCGCUGCCCAUUCAAGUCAGCGAAAUCCUAACGUUUGCCGAGCGAAAUGCUCCGGUUUCAAUCAAUUACGGCCAGAACGGAUGGGCUUGGAUGGUUCAUGGUCGGCGACUGCUUAUUUGGCAGUACAGAGAAAGCCUUUCGAAAGCAGCGGUAUUAUCGAAUGGAGAUGGAUUUCCUACUCCUCGUCGAGCAAUGGCCAGCCAGUGUAGACAGCUGACGCUCCCUCACUGUGACAUCGGGCACAAAGCAACGCUUAUUUCGGUGUUCAUCACCGAAGGGCACCAGAUGGCUUCCUGUUUGGCGGUUUCGCCGGCCGGUGAUGUCCGCUACUGGCCAUCGAUUGCGCACGAUGGUUCCUCGAUCGACGAAUGUAACAUACUGGAGGGACAGGAGUUCGAGGAAUUAGUUUCGCUGAACAGCGGAAACUACCUGCUGGUGACGACGACCUGCAGUUUGGUACAGUUACAAAUUCAGCUCCAUUCCGGCCGGCAGGUUAUAGUGUCGCGGCAUAUUAAACCGCCCUCCGGAUUCUUCGGAGGGAUUGGCAAAAAGUUCGCCUCGAUUAUCAUUGGGAUGCACAGCAGUCAGGAACGGGAAAAUAAACUGGUGAAAGUCUGUUGCGAAAAAGUAUCGCACCACGAGUGGCAUCUAACGGUGCUAGCUGACAAAUGGAUCCAACGAUGGGCUCUGAGCUCAGGGAGCAACCAAAACGAACGAUUCCUAUGCGAAGAUGCCGAAAUUAUGCGGAAGAUUCGUGAAUUUUUCGUGCACAAAUUGUGGGCUGCUGGCAGUCGUGACAGCAAUAGUUCCGACAUUGAACUGUGGACUCUGGAUAUGCAAGCAACGGAUCGGGGAGUGGUAAUUCUGGCAGCCGCCUGUAAUCAACAGCGAACGCCACAAGUGCACUACGCCCUUCUAACCUUCGUCUACGAAGGCGACGGAAUGGUACUGAAGGAAAGCGCAUUCAUGAAGUAUAAAGGGUUUUACAGCCGUGAGCGUGAAGAGGAAUACCUUGGAUUCAAGUUUGUGGCCAAUCGAGCAACGGCUUACGUUUACAACGACAAAGUUAUCUAUCCUGUAUCGCUAGACCGGGCUACCGGAGUAACUGGUAGUAGCGAAAGUAGCAGCCCAUCCGAGGAACUGGAGAAAAUAGAGUUCAAUAUUCAAGACGAUCGGAUUCUAGCAUCCAAUUGUUUCCAAAACACUGCAAUAUUCUUUUCCUUGAUUCAUGGUUUAGUCGUACUCACCGCUUCAGAUUUUGAACCGAACAGCGAAGUGUUCAACUCUUCGGUAUCAUCGGAUGUGUUCAAUCCAAAUAUUUCGGUCAAUGAUUCAGCUUUUAUCUCACAGUCUAUUUUUGUCCCAGCAACAACAAAUGCAGGUAAUUUGGUUUUGUACGACCUGGACCCAGAGGAGAUUAGUAACACCGAUAAAGACAACGUCAGCCAGUUGAAAGCCGCCUUCAUCUACCACAUCAAACGGAAUUCGUCGGCCUCGAACGAAAUCAUCAACCAAAUUGUGGUUAACUUGGAGCCAAAGUCCAUAGAUAGUGAGUUAGAUGAAGUUGUGUUAAGAAUUGCACAAGAUUUAGCAGAGGAUAUACCGGCAGCUGAUCCCCGUUGGGAAGCAACCCAAAAAUUUGCUCUCGGUUCAUCUACAUCGAUGCAAAUUGUGCAGCAACUUCGCGAAAAAAAUAUUGCCUUGACACAAUUUGUUGAAUUUUUGAAAGUAUCCGGCAUCUGGGAUCAAUUAGGAGCCAGUACUGUAAGCGAUGCGAUCCGUCCAACGGUACAACUUUUGUCAGAUAUAGGUGAAAAAAUUGUUGCUGCCAUUGCGCUCAAAUGCUUACACAACAGCCAUGCUCGUAUCAUCGACGAAUCAAUCGAUUUAGUUUUAUCAGAAGGUAAUCGCUCGCCGCCAUCGCCUAAUCUUACCAAUCAGGAUCUGUUCUACGUACAGGUCAAUCAAGUUCAUGAAAUUUUCAAGGUAUUAUCGGAACUUGUUGAAAACUAUGUUAAACAGGAAUUCACAACGACACAGAUUCAGACGGCUUUAGUUGAGAUCAAUUCUAUAACAAUAGCUGUUCUGCAGGAGGUCAUGAAAUUCCGCGAGUCUAAAUCAGAAUUGUUUGCUGUAAACAGUGAUCUAACCAAUCGGUUCGAGAAUUUUCCAUGGACAGCUUCAUCGGGUCGUUACGGAAUGAAAGAUAUUCUAUUGCACAUGAUCGCUAACACAUUGAAGUACGGCAUCAAGGGUACCGGCGAGCCAGAGUUCAAAAUCAAACAUUACAAGCACAUGACCGAACUGGUUGAUUUUGUACUGGAUGGACGGAAGCGGUAUUUGGAAAGCGUUCAAGAUGAUGGAAAACGAACAGUUUUGAUGCAGCAAUACGAAUCUCAGAGGAGCGAUCUUAUUUUUCCACUGGUUGACGCUGAACAAUACGAACUCGCAGCAAAGCUGGCUGAAAAGUAUCUCGACUUUCAGAUUUUGGUUGUGAUUUGUGACAAAACCAACAACCAGUCACGUUUGGACGAUUACAUUGAACGUUUUAAAGAGCACGACUUUUCACAAUUUGCCAUAAGCUGGCACAUGCGCCAAAAUAAGCAAGGUGACAUUUUCCAGAGAUUCAAAGGGAACAAGGCAGAGCUGGCCAGGUUUUUAACGGAUCACCCUUCGCUAGCCUGGAUACAGUUAGUAUUCAAUGGAGAACUGGGACAGGCUGCAGAAGUUCUCUGUUCGUUGGCGCAAAACGAAAAGGAAUUGGUGAACCGAAAACGGGUUAUGCUUUCACUUUCCAAACUUUGCGCCCUAGCUGCCGAAGGUGACUUUAGCACCCAAAUUAGUGAAAUAAAUUCCGAAGCAAAGCUGUUGGAUUUGCAAGAACAGAUACCGGAGGAAAUUCUCAACAUCUACGGCUACGACACCAAGAACGCCAAAGUACUAUCACCGGAGGAAAUUGUUGAUUUAUACAUUGCUGAUGAAUACACCAAAUCUUCCGAGACAGAGUUCCGUAAGGCGCUAGAACUGCUAGAUUUCGUCGAGGAACCGAUGGAGGUGCGGCACAAAAUCUGGUGCGCAGCUAUACUCAGAGACAACUGGGAAACGUACAACCGCAACGCGCCGUUGGACACGAUGCAAAACAUGAUGUUUUUCCGGCUGAUCGACCUGUGCUACAUACUGGAUGGGGAGUUGGAAAAUUUCCUGCCAGCGGUAGAGAAUUUCCUCACUGCACCAGAGCUUGGUGAACUGGUCGAGAGCAAGGCAUUCCAGUAUUUGAUCAAACUGGGAUACGAACACAUUUACGAGUCAUACCGGAAGAAGUAGAAACACUCUCAGAACCCGGGCGCAGCGUAAUUCGGUAAGUAAAUGUUUUAGGUACUUUUUUUGUAAUAAAUGUUACGUAUUAUGAAA